AUGAGGAGGGCAGCACUGAUGGUUUGGCUCAGCCUUUUGGUGCAAGUGUCUCACUGUGCUCAGGGUCUUUAUGCUCGCAAACUUCUGAAUGAUCUGAUGGAGGAUUACUCAAAUGCUCUGAGACCUGUAGAGGACACAGACAGCGCCCUCAAUGUCUCCCUGCAGAUCACGCUGUCACAGAUCAAAGAUAUGGAUGAGCGGAACCAGGUGCUAACCACCUACCUGUGGAUCAGACAGGUCUGGUUUGAUGCCUACCUGAAGUGGGACAAGGAGGACUACGAUGACUUAGAGAUGAUAAAUAUCCCGAGUGACCUGGUUUGGAAGCCGGACAUUGUUCUCUACAACAAAGCAGAUGAGGAGUCAUCUGGCCCAUCAAACACUAAUGUGAAGCUGCGUUAUAAUGGAGAGAUCGUCUGGGACUCUCCAGCCAUCACAAAGAGCACAUGUGUGGUGGAUGUCUCCUACUUCCCUUUUGACUGGCAAUCAUGCAAUCUUACCUUUGGCUCAUGGACCUACAAUGGCAACCAGGUGGACAUUAGUUUGGGCAUGGACAGUGGUGAUCUAUCUGACUUCGUAGAGAAUGUGGAAUGGGAAUGUCACGGCAUGCCAGCAGUUAGAAACGUCAUGAUGUACGGCUGCUGCUCAGACCCAUACACAGAAAUCACCUACACCCUGCUCCUGAAACGACGCUCCUCCUUCUACAUCUUCAACUUGCUCCUGCCCUGCUUCCUCAUCUCAUUCCUGGCUCCACUGGGUUUCUACUUGCCAGCUGAUUCUGGGGAGAAGGUUUCCCUGGGUGUCACGGUGCUGCUGGCGCUCACUGUGUUCCAGUUGUUGGUGGCUGAGAGCAUGCCUCCGGCAGAGAGCAUGCCCUACAUAGGGAAGUACUACAUAGCCACCAUGACUAUGAUUACAGCCUCAACGUCCCUCACCAUCUUCAUCAUGAACAUUCACUUCUGCGGUGCUGAGGCCAAACCAGUCCCUCACUGGGCGAAGGUGCUCAUCAUUGACUACAUGUCGAAAAUUUUUUUUGUCUAUGAAGUGGGGGAGAAUUGUAUGACACCAGAAAGUGAGAGGACCCCGCUGUACCCAGAGGAACCUAUGAGCGAUAAGGGCUGCUACCCUGAUGACCGUUUCCAUGAUGGAUUCUACAGUCAUGAUGACCCGUACAAGCAUGGCAAUGGCCACAGUGUGCAUCAUAACAAGCAUCAGAAAAGCCAAGCAAAUGGCAGCGCCAAUGGAAAGCAUCACCAUUACAGCAACCAUAACAAUCACACUUCCAGGCUGGAGAGGGGUGAGACAAAGCGAGAGCCCACAAAGCGUUACCACAACAUCAGGAGGGACGAACUGGAUUAUCAGGCCCCUUCACACCCACAAAAUCUCCAGCAUCUGAAUGGUGGACUUAAGGAGCAGAUUCUCUACCCGUCUGAGAGAUAUCAGAUCCCAUCCUGCCCUUGCUGCUGCCCCUGCCUCCAACACAAGCAGGUGGUGAAGAACAUCCAGUACAUUGCCAACUGCUUCCGUGAGCAGAGAGCGACAUGUGUCAAGGUAGCGGAAUGGAAGAAGGUUGCCAAGGUGAUGGAUAGAUUUUUCAUGUGGAUCUUCUUCGUCAUGGUCUUUCUCAUGAGCAUCCUUAUCAUCGCCAAGGCAUCUUGACAGCUUCCUCGUCAUUUUUUUAUCAUUAACCCUUCAGCAUUGCCGCAUAUCAGUGUUACUCAGAUGCAGAUGUUUAUGCUUUAACACAAACAUCACACAGUCCGGUUUUUUAUGCUAGAAAGUUGCAUUUCAUGUGUGUAUGAAAGUGUUUGU
Melanotaenia boesemani (Boeseman's rainbowfish) is the source of this 1809-nucleotide messenger RNA. RefSeq names its product cholinergic receptor, nicotinic, alpha 9a (gene chrna9a). Gene Ontology annotation, molecular function: transmembrane signaling receptor activity; acetylcholine-gated monoatomic cation-selective channel activity. Gene Ontology annotation, biological process: monoatomic ion transmembrane transport; chemical synaptic transmission; regulation of membrane potential. The record is from RefSeq and is a predicted model, not a curated record. Gene Ontology annotation, cellular component: neuron projection; postsynaptic membrane; synapse. The transcript is spliced from 7 exons. The coding region runs from base 1 to 1656 and encodes 551 amino acids. NCBI's taxonomy places the organism in Eukaryota, Metazoa, Chordata, Actinopteri, Atheriniformes, Melanotaeniidae.